AUGUCAGUACCAAAAGCGGUAACCCCCGAGCUACACUCGGGCUUACCAUGCGGCGCUGCAUAGGGAGUCCCUGCAGCACUUACCUUGUCCUUCACUCCCGCGAUGUGUCCCCUGCAGUGUCCCCGGUCCCCAUCUCCUCUGGCUCCUGUGUUCCGGUCCCUGUGACGUCGGGACGUACGGGCACCACCGGCGGCGGGAAAUUUGAAAAUUUUAAAAACAUUUCAUUUUUUUCAAAAUGAUUUUAUAUAUGCUCUGUCCUGUCCCCUGUCUGCAUUUUGACUGUUCUUUCUG
Staurois parvus is the source of this 291-nucleotide messenger RNA. Lineage: Eukaryota; Metazoa; Chordata; Amphibia; Anura; Ranidae. The record is from the annotation of a GenBank genome assembly.